Messenger RNA from Ipomoea triloba (trilobed morning glory), 1644 nucleotides. RefSeq names its product probable serine/threonine-protein kinase PBL23. Gene Ontology annotation, molecular function: ATP binding; protein kinase activity. Bases 1 to 1644 code for a protein of 547 amino acids. The transcript is spliced from 10 exons. The record is from RefSeq and is a predicted model, not a curated record. Gene Ontology annotation, biological process: protein phosphorylation. Lineage: Eukaryota; Viridiplantae; Streptophyta; Magnoliopsida; Solanales; Convolvulaceae. Gene Ontology annotation, cellular component: plasma membrane.
AUGCUUUCUCGGGCGCUUCUCCCUUCCCAAAACCAGCAGAAUGGCAUACAGAAGGUGCUGAUCGUCCUAGACGCCUCUCUGGAACGAAACGCUGAUGGAAUCAUAGCUGCAAUACGCAGCCUGCCACUUAAGCAAGGCGACCGUGUUUUGCAGCUUGGAGUCAUUCAGCCUUUCAGGACUGAUAAUACUUCUCCACCAUGCAUAGGAUGCAUAGCAGAAAUAGUACGAAAGACCAAACUGCAUUCAAGCGCGACAAUUAGCAUGAGGAAGAAGCACCUCGAGCAAGAGGCUCGGAAGAAGAAAAAGGAGUACUUGAGCAAUCCCAAGAUUGCAGAUUUGAUUAAGCAGCUUCAAAUGCAGCAGAUCAAGUUUGAUAUAGAAGUCGAAGCUGAUUCACUGAACGAGACUACUAUAAGAGUGGCUAAGAGUCUUGGGGCAACAUGUGUUAUUCUUGACAGGAAUAUGAAGAAAGACCGGAAAUACUUUCUGGAUAAUCUAUCCUCUUGUGGGAUACUAAGGAUUAAGCAUGAUAACAACAUUGAGACGAUCCGAGGACCAAAGAUGGUUGAUGCACAUGAUAAGACAGUCCAAGGAUUAAAGAUGUCCGAAGAUGCUGAGAAAGCCUUGAAAAGAGGACAGUGCAUCCAUGGGUCUAAUGAAGGUGAAGUUCUAGAAGAUUUAUUCGAGAGUUCAACUUGCUCAUUGUGCAACAACAGACUUCUGAUGACUAGACCAACAGUCGAAUUUACUUAUGCUGAUCUGCACCUCGCAACCAGUGGCUUUUCCCCGCAGAAUUUAUUGGCAAAUCAUGGCAGCCAAAUCUACAUAGGAGCACUGAACGAUGGACAUAGGAUUGUGGUUAUUAAGCAUCCUUCUGUAAACAUUUCAGAGAACGAAUUUAAAUCGCAGGCUCAGAUGCUUGGAAACGUGAGACAUCAGAACGUUGCCACGCUGCUAGGUUGGUGCUCAGAAGGACAACAUAGGCUGCUGGUCUAUCAGUAUGUCUGCAACGGUUCGUUAAACAGACAUCUGCAAGAUAAAAGUAGCAGCUUGUCGUGGGAAAGAAGAAUGAAAAUAGCAUUGGGAGCUGCCAAGGGGUUACAGUAUCUGCACAAGAAAAACAUUUAUGCAAAUAUGAAGCCAAAGAACAUUCUGAUAAACCAUGAUCAUCAUCCAUUGCUGGUGAAUUUUGGGCUUGCAAGAAACCUGUAUGAGGGCCUGGAUUACUCAUAUGACUCAAGGGUGAUCAAGACACUAGAAUACAUAGCACCGGACUAUGAAGAAAACGGUGCAGAUAUAAGCAAGACAGAUGUUUAUUCCUUCGGGGUAGUCCUCCUAGAGCUGAUCACGGGCCGAAAGACCCUAGAGGAGACAAAUGGACAAAGCUACCUGAGAUGGGCAAGGCCACUUCUGAAGAAGAAAAUGUACCCUAGCUUGGUUGAUCCAGCCUUAAACGGCUCCCACGACUUGCAUCAACUAUACGGGAUGAUCCGUUUGGCCCAGAAAUGCGUUAGCUUGGAGGCCGAAAGACGACCAUCCAUAGAUAAGGUGGUGAUGGAUUUGGAGUGCAUCAUUCAUGGCUGCAGCCUUAAAGACCAUUCGCCCACCGAUUCUGAGUGGAUGGAACUAGUUAAAAGGAGGUAG